UCCCGCCCGGCUCCAGCACCGACCAUGGGCCACCUGCAGCUCUGGCUGCUCGUCCUGGCCGGGCUCGCGGGGAUCGUGGCCCAGGAAGACCUUUACCGAAAGGUGUUCGUGUUCCGGAAGGAUCCCAGCGACGCCUACGUGGUGCUGCGAGCUCGGCUGGAGCAGCCCCUGCACAACUUCACCGUGUGCCUGCGCUCCUACACCGACCUCAGCCGGCCCCACAGCCUCUUCUCCUACGCCACCAAAGCCCAGGACAACGAGAUCCUGCUCUUCAAGCCCAAACCCGAGGAGUACCGCUUCUACGUGGGGGGAAAAUUCGUCACCUUCCGCGUCCCCGAGGGUGGCAGGGACUGGGAGCACGUCUGUGCCAGCUGGGAAUCCUCCACCGGCAUCGCCGAGUUCUGGCUCAACGGGAAGCCCUGGCCGAGGAAGGGGCUGCAGAGGGGCUACACCGUGGGGGCCACGGCCGCAAUCCUGCUGGGGCAGGAGCAGGACAGCUUCGGGGGCGGCUUCGACCUCUACAACUCCUUCUCGGGGGAGCUGACCGAUGUCUACCUGUGGGACACGGCGCUGUCCCCGGACAAGAUGCGCGCAGCUUUCCUGUCCCUGCGCCUGCCGCCCGCCCUGCUGGCCUGGAAGAGCCUCAGCUACGAGGUGAAGGGAGAUGUGGUGGUGAAACCCCGGCUCCGGGAGGCGCUGGGGGCCUGAGGGCUGCGGGGUCUGGGGCGGGGGUGGCCUCGGUGCCCCCCUGUUCCAUCCUCACUCCCAUCACUCGCACCCAUCUCCCAUCACCCAGCACCCCUUCACCUCUACAGCCCCCCACUGCUGGGGACAGGGUCCCCCUGAGUGCCACCAUCCCCCCUCCCACGCCCCCCGAGCUGCCCCACGGCCGCCCCUGCCCGGGCAGGACACGGAUCCAGCGCUGCCCAGCCCCACAUGGAGGCAGGAAUGGGAAAAGCCCCUCCCUUGGCGACAGGGGAACUGUCCCCAAAGCCUGUCCCCGCGGUCACGCACCAUCCCCGCGGUCACGCACCAUCCCCGGGCUCAUUGCCCAACAGCCCUGCGGCUUGGGGACGAAGGUCACUGUCACCACGAGAGUCACCGUCACCCUUGGGGGUCCUCUGAGCAGCCUCUGAGCAGCUCCGGGUGGCUCCGAGGUCCCCCCUUCCCACGGUGGUGACAGUGGCCGGGUUCAGCGGUGCCAUGGGGCGGUUCUGGCUCUGCCUCCUCAUCCUCGCUGCGCUCUUGGGCACCGCAG
Poecile atricapillus (Black-capped chickadee) is the source of this 1258-nucleotide messenger RNA. RefSeq names its product serum amyloid P-component-like. NCBI's taxonomy places the organism in Eukaryota, Metazoa, Chordata, Aves, Passeriformes, Paridae. The transcript has 2 exons. The record is from RefSeq and is a predicted model, not a curated record. Gene Ontology annotation, molecular function: complement component C1q complex binding. Gene Ontology annotation, biological process: innate immune response. The coding region runs from base 25 to 708 and encodes 227 amino acids.